GUGUUCAACACCAUCAUCGGGGGGUCGGGGUCGAAGCUAGAGCGGGCGCUGGGAGAUGCGUUCCCAGAGGGGGAGAGGUACUUUGGCCUCGAGAAUUUCGGCAACACGUGCUACUGCAACAGCGUGCUGCAGGCGCUCUACUUCUGUGUGCCGUUCCGCGAGCACCUUCUUGACUAUUACGCCAAGCACAAGCCAGCCAACGAGUCCGAGGAGACGCUCCUCACGUGCCUCGCAGAGCUCUUCAACCAGAUAAACUCGCAGAAGCGCAAGACGGGGGUCAUAGCGCCUCGCCGCUUCGUGCAGCGAGUGAAGAAGCAGAAGGAGCUGUUCCGCAGUUACAUGCACCAGGACGCACAUGAGUUCCUCAACUUCCUUCUCAACGAGCUGGUGGACAUUCUAGAGAAGGAGGCACGGGCCGGCAGGGCGGAGGCGGGGAGGAUUAUCCACCCCAACCUUCCUGCUGCUACUGCUGCUGCCCCUGCUGCUGCGCCGGGUGCUUCUAGUGGUGGUGGUGCUGUUGCUGCUGUUAGGUCGGAGGGAGGGGCGAGAGGGAGUGAGGGGGCGGGGGAGGGGAGGGAGGGCGAUGGGGGAGGGGCGAGUGCAGCAGCAGCGGAAGGGAUACCCGCUGGUUCGGGUUCUUCUGCUGCGUCUGCUGCUGUUGCUGCAUCUGUUGCUGCAGCAGCCACAGCAGCUGGGGUUGGGGCGGGGGGAGCAGCUGCUGGGAGUGCUGUUGGUGGUGGGGGCGGCAGUGGGGCGAAACCAACGGUGGUGACAUGGGUGCAUGAGAUAUUCCAGGUGUGUGCUGCUGAGGGGUGUGUGUGUGGCUAUCCAUGCGUGUGGUGGGGCUGGGAGUGGGACGUGCUGGGACUGGAGCUGGGGCAGGGAGAGGAGCAGUUGCUGGGAGACAGCAGCUUGGGGUGUGCUGGGUCUGGGGUGGGGGGAACAACUUUUGGGAGUGCUGGUGGGGGUGGCAGUGGGGCGAAACCGACAGUGGUGACAUGGGUGCAUGAGAUAUUCCAGGGUACGUUGACGAAUGAGACGCGCUGCCUGUGCUGUGAGACGGUGACUGCUAGAGACGAGGCCUUCCUUGACCUCUCAUUGGACAUCGAGCAGAACAGCAGUGUCACCAGCUGUCUGCGCAACUUCUCCUCCACGGAGACUCUCAACGGCAACGACAAGUUCUUCUGUGACACCUGCUGCAGCCUGCAGGAGGCACAGAAGAGAAUGCGAAUCAAGGUGCCACCGAGAGUGCUCGCCCUGCAUCUGAAGCGCUUCAAGUUUAUGGAGCAGCUGGGGCGCUACAAGAAGCUGUCCUACCGGGAAGCACAGAAGAGAAUGCGAAUCAAGGUACCCCCAAGGGUUCUCGCCCUGCAUCUGAAGCGCUUCAAGUUCAUGGAGCAGCUGGGGCGCUACAAGAAGCUCUCCUACCGGGUCGUCUUCCCGCUCCACCUGCGCCUCUGCAACACCGUCGACGACGCGCCCGGCGCCGAGGCCGAGUAUUCCCUCUUCGCUGUGAUAGUCCACGUGGGGAGCGGGCCCAACCACGGGCAUUAUGUGGCUCUCGUGAAGAGCCACAGCCACUGGUUGUUUUUUGACGAUGAGAACGUGGAGCAGAUAGAUGAGUCGCUCGUUCAGACGUACUUUGGGUCGUCGCAGGACUAUUCGAGUAACACGGAUCAUGGCGCGAAUGAGAGAAGCCGUGGCGAUGAUGACUCGGAGAAGGAGGAUCGGAUCUGGAGGGACCUGUUGAAGCCUCUCCUGCAGCGAGCCAUGGCGAUGGGCAAGGUGAGAGUCGCGAAGGCAAUGGUAAUCGGCCACGUGGAGCGCAGCACCUCUCGAGCAGACGGCCUCUGCGCCGCGGCUUGCUGGUUCCCCGCAUCUCGCCUCUACGCAACACCCGCCGCCGCCGCCGCCACCGCCGCCGCAACCGGCCCCACCACCGCCGCCGCCGCUGCAGCAGCCACUGCAGGAAUCGAUCUGCUGCCAUCGCUGCGCCUCGCCUACCCCUCCUCCGAUCUCGGCCUUCCGCUGACGUUCGCCAGCAGCCUGCCUUUAACUUGCAAGCUCGCUACAAUCACCUCUUCCAAUAGCCACUCGCGGAACGGCUCGCUAACGGAGAUAGACGAGAACGGGCCGAGCGCAGACGGGUGGGAAAAUGGGGGAGAGAUUGCGGGGGAAAAUGCGGGGGAGGCCGGGGGGGAGAGUAGGGGGGUGCAGCGGUGCAGCUUUAGCACAGACGAUGGGCAGCAGCAGCAGCAGCAGCAGCAGCAGCAGCAGCAGCAGCAGCAGCAGCAGCAGCAGCAGCAGCAGCAGCAGCAGCAGCAGCAGCAGCAGCAGCAGCAGCAGCAGCAGCAGCAGCAGCAGCAGCAGCAGCAGCAGCAGCAGCAGCAGCAGCAGCAGCAGCAGCAGCAGCAGCAGCAGCAGCAGCAGCAGCCGCGCCCUCACUUGGUUCACGCAAAUGCUGCUGCUGCUGCUGCUGGUGCUACUGCUGCUGGUGCUGGUGCUGGUGCUGCUGGUGCUGGUCCUAGUGCUGGUGCUGCUGGUGCUGAUGCUGAUGCUGAUGCUGCUGCUGCUGCUGGUGCAGGCGUUCCGCGUGUUAGGAGGAACCGUCAAAGGGGCCUCAGCAGGAGCAGCAGCCUGGACAGAAUCGACUUCUCCGACUGGGAAGGCGAGCUGGAAGGGGGGGGAGGAGGAGGAGCAGGAGAAAGAUUAGGAGGAGGAGGAUUGGGGGCCAGUGAGUGCAGCAGCAGGGCAGAAGUGUCUGCUUCACACGCGCCCAAUCCUUCUGGUGUAAGAGAAGAUCGCGUUUGGGGACCUCGGGAGGGUGUGGUGGGCAGUGUUGGGAGCAGUGAUCCGGGAGUGAGUGAGAAACGGGAGGCUGUAAAGGAGGGUCGAAGCGGUGCUGUGCGCGACAGGGUGUCAGAGGGGGGUGCGUUGGCUGGCGGGGGGUUGGCAAGCGAGGGAUUAACAGGCAGGGGAUUGGCAGCGGGGGGUUUCCUGGGCGGGGUGAUGGCGCGGGCGAUGGCGCAGCAGCAGGGCAGAGACGCGGUGAGCGCAGGCAUGUUCUUUCGCGCUGAGCGGGAGCGCCAGCUGCGCAGGGAACUGAGGGGCGUGGGGAGAGUGGGGGCCGCAGGGGGCGUGGGGGGAGUGGGGAGUGGGAGGGGAGUGAAUUUUGGGUCUGCCACCUUGCCUGUUGUUCCGGAGGAUUUGGGGCGGACAGGGGGGCAGCAGGGGACAGGGAAGCAGAUCGGGGGGCAGCAGAGUCAAGGUCAUUCAGCUGAAUUUCCUGUUAGACCGGCAAUGGGUGAGGUGGAGGGAGGUGUGGGCGGGUGGAGGAAGCAGUGGGCGCAUGGGCGCACGCAUGGGCGCAACACAGGGCAGGAGACACGGCGAGGGCGGGAGGGAGGCGAGAAAGGAGAGAAUGGAUCUGGGAGCAAGGGUAGAGUGGAAGGUGGGGGAGGAGGCGAGAGCGAGAGAGGGGCAGGAAGGAAAGGAGGCGUGGAGGGUAGGAAGGGAGUGGAAGGGAGCAGGCAGCGGGCGCGUGGGGGGAGAAAGGCGCAGGGCUUUGAGGGGCUCAUGAUGGCAGCAGCUGCCAUGCAGGGCGAUGGGGAAGAUGCGAGGGGAGGGGAUGACGGGGGGGAUGACGGGGAAGGGAGUUUAGGGGAGGGCGACCAGGGGAUGAAGAAGGCAAGAAGCUUCCCGGAUAUGGGCCUGAAGCCUUGCCUUGCCCACCUGCGGCGGUUGUCGCUGUGUGUGCAGCAAGAAGCCGUGUUCUCCAACCCAUGGGCCCCUUCUAGCAGCGAAAAGACUUCUGAGUCGACUCAAUUUUCAGCCCGCACCUCCCCUUUCCCCUCCCCUCCCCUUCCCCCCGUCUCCCCCCUCUUCCCCUCCCCUUCCCCUCCCCUUCCCCUCCCCUUCGCCUCCCCUUCCCCUCCCCUUCCCGUCCCCCGUCACUCCCCGCCAGCCCCCGGAGCAGCCCGCCCCGCGUCGGUCAUCGCUGAAGCACUGGGGGGUGAUGAGGAGAAUGGGGAAGAGGAAGGGAAUAGAAAUGGUGAGGGGGGUGGGCAGGGGGAGUUGACAGCGGCGGAGAUGGCAAGGCAGCGAUUGCAGGAGGCGCUGGGGGGAGAUGAGGAAGAUGAGGACGACUGGUUGGCGGACGACUUGGGUCUGGGCGCGGCUGUGGUGGCUGCCCGGCGGAUUUCCACCAACAGCUGGUCGUCUGGCGCUACGCCGUCACGCACAAGCACUCAGCUGAACGGCUUCCUCUGCCAGGAGAUGGCUGAUCUGGCACAGCGGCUGCGCAGAGACGACCUAGCAACUGGGGGAGGGGCGGGCGCGUCAGCAGUAGCAGGAGGAGGAGGAGGGUCAGGGAGCAACAGUAGCAGCAGCAGCAGAAGCAUCUUUGAUCAUUCGACAGGGUCAGCAGCGGAAUGUGCAGCCGUGAUGGUGUUAGUGGGGGAGCAGCAGCAGCCGCAGCAGCAUCAGGGGCAGCAGCAGCAGCAGACGAUUCUUUCUUCCUCGCAGCAGCAGCAGCAGCAGCAGCAGCAGCAGCAGCAGGUGCAGAGGGGGGCCAGUGUGGACUCAUGCAUGGCAGAGCAAGGCCCCCGCCGCUCUUCCUUCUCAGACUUCACCAGCGAGAGAGAAGGGGCGCGCAGGGAGGAGGGCCUCUCAGGGCGCGUGGAGGGUGAAGGGGAGGUGCAGAGAAGAAACAGCGACAGCUCUCAGCGGCCUGUGUGGUGGGGGAGACGGCUGGGGAGGGAGGAGCAAGGGCAGGGGCAGGGGCAGUGGCAGGGGCAGGGGCAGGAGGGGAAGAGAUUUGGGGAGACAGAGCAAGGCGCGGUGCAUGUGCAGCAUGGGCCCAAUGGGCCUGCCUUGGACGUCCCCCCAGCACCUUUCUUAGGAACAACGCCCCCUGUAGCAGCAAAGCCUUGUUCAGCAGCAACAGAGAGGCCUCCAUUAGCCCCCUCGCCUCCCCGCUGCCUGCUCUUCUCACCUGCUGACCUAGCUACCAUCACCGACGGUUUCGCCCAAGAGAACUUUCUUGGAAGCGGCGCGUACGGCCCCGUGUAUCGCGGCUGGCUGGAUCCGACCAAUCACAGCGCGCCAGCUGGCAGCGGGGACUCGUUUGAAGGUGCGCAAUGUGGUAACCAGACUGGUAACAAGCUCAGUAACCAGAGUGGUAACCAGAGUGGUAACAGCAGCAGGGACGGCAUGCCGGUGGCUGUGAAGGUGCAGCGAUCAGGCAGCAAGCAGGAGGCGAUAGAGGCGUUUGUGAGAGAGGUGGAUAUCCUUUUACGCGUGCAGCACACACACAUCGUGCGCCUGGUGGGCCGUUGCGACCAUGACUUGUCGCUCGUGUAUGAGUUCAUGGCGGGGGGGAGCCUGCAGGACCAGCUGCUAAGGGCCAAGAAUGGGGUAUCUGAUGCAGUUGCAGCAGCCGGAGCGGCAGGAGCAGCAGCAGCAGCAGAGGGAGCAGCAGCAGUUGUAGCAGAACCAGGGGCUGGGGCAGCAGCAGCAGCAGCAGCACCAGCUCCCGUCCCGGCUUCAAACUUCCCGCUCCCCCUCCACCUCUCGUGGCGGGACCGAAUGCGCAUCGCAGCCGAAAUCGCCUCGGCCUUGCUCUGCCUGCACCAGUCCCACCCACCCAUCCUCCACCGGGACCUCAAACCCGACAAUAUUCUCCUCGACCAAUCACGCACCAGCAAGGUCGCUGACGUGGGCCUCUCGUGCGUCGUCCCGUCGUCCAAUGUCGUGUUUACUAGGAAAGUCCGCGGCACGAUCGGGUUUAUCGAUCCCGAGGCGGUGGAAUCCGGGGAGUUGACGACCAAGUCGGAUGUGUAUGCGUACGGGGUGCUGCUGAUGUUGUUGUUGACCCGCUUCCCCGCUGCUAGAGACCUGCACAGGUACCUGAGCUCGCUCCCGUUUGAGGUUAUGCGGAACCCUGCGCGUGCUGCGACUGCAGUCAUUGCGGGGAUUGGGAGCAGUAGCAGUGGAAGUGGCAGUGGCAGUGCCACCAGCACCAGCAACAGCAGUGGCGGCGGCGGCAGCAGCGGCGGCAGCGGCAGCGGCAGCAGCAGCAAGAGCGACGGCAGCAGCAGCAGCAGCAGCAUGGGGCAGCUGGAUCCGUCAGCAGGGGAGUGGGACGUGGGGCUGGCUCACCGGCUGCUCGUGGUGGCGCUGAGGUGCCUGGAGCGGACCUCAGAGCGACGGCCAUUCAUGGAAGAGGUGAUGGAGGCAGUGGGUGCAGUGGCGAGGGAUGCUGCCUCCAGAAUAAACACAUCUCACAAGGCGUCUACAAGCGGGAGGUGA
Closterium sp. Naga37s-1 is the source of this 6309-nucleotide messenger RNA. NCBI's taxonomy places the organism in Eukaryota, Viridiplantae, Streptophyta, Zygnematophyceae, Desmidiales, Closteriaceae. The record is from the annotation of a GenBank genome assembly.